This is a messenger RNA of Schizosaccharomyces cryophilus OY26, 830 nucleotides long. Its product is annotated as signal recognition particle subunit Srp14. The record is from RefSeq and is a predicted model, not a curated record. The coding region runs from base 48 to 374 and encodes 108 amino acids. Gene Ontology annotation, biological process: SRP-dependent cotranslational protein targeting to membrane. Gene Ontology annotation, molecular function: endoplasmic reticulum signal sequence receptor activity; 7S RNA binding. NCBI's taxonomy places the organism in Eukaryota, Fungi, Ascomycota, Schizosaccharomycetes, Schizosaccharomycetales, Schizosaccharomycetaceae. The transcript is spliced from 3 exons. Gene Ontology annotation, cellular component: signal recognition particle, endoplasmic reticulum targeting.
GAAGAAUCAAGACAAAUGCUUAAUCUUAGCUUCUUUUUAUAUCUGCUAUGUAUUUAAGUAACGAGCAGUACCUGGCUCAGCUAGACGAGCAUUUACAGCAGUUACAAGGAAAAGGAGCUAGUUCCUUGUAUUUCUCCCAAAAGAAAAAUCCAGUUCCCAACGAUGAACAAGAUUCCAAACCGUCACUCCUAUUAAGAGUCAAGAAUGGAGCAAACUGGAAAAUUUCGACGAUUGUAGAUGCAAAGGAUUUUACAGAGUUUUUUGCAAGAUAUACAGAGGUCUGCAAAGGUGGAAUGAUUGGGUUGAAGAAACGCGAUCGAAAGAAAAACAAAAACAAGAAGAAAAAGAAAGCACCUUCAGCACCCAAUGCAUAAAAAUAAUGUAUGGUGUUGACUUUAUUUUCGAUUCUUUGCUUUAUACUUUUUAUUUUUUUAUCCUAUUCUAUACCACUUUUUCGAUAAUGUCUACUGUUAUUUAUUGAAACAUAAUUCUUAAAAGAAUGUCUUAGCAGUAACAACUUACCAAUUUCUUUAUGGGAAUGAUGAGGAUUCUAUUUUAUUUUUACCUGUUACUUUCUCUUCUAUACACAAUGUUUUCCUUUUCCUUUUUUUGUUGAGGAAUCCUAAAAAUUACCCUUUCAUUCAAACAACAUGCAAGCGAUUGCAACCAAGUUCAAUUUCGUUCUAUCUACAGAUGGAUUUUCUUUUUUACCUUCCUUUUCUCGUAUAGACAUUUUGUUUCCGACCCCAUAAUUUUCUAACCCCAUAAUAUUAAGUAUUAGAUGACUGAUGUAUGAAAAUUAAUCCUUUUCAAAACCAAGCAUAUUGCUC